GGAGGCGGGGCUUAGGGCGGCGGGCCCGAUGGGGGAGAGCGGGGUGCCUGCGGGCGCGCAACUUCUCCUCCGCGCCUGCGACCAGGGCGACUGCGAGAGCGCCCGCCGCCUCCUGCUCCCGGCCGAGGCCGGUUCUGCGGCGGUAGAAGGGGUGCCUGCGGGCGGCUGGGUGCCCGUGGACUGCGCCGACGAGGCCGGAAACACGGGACUGCAGUUCGCGGCGGCCGGCGGGCACGAGGAGCUGGUGGGCUUCCUCCUCCGGAGGGGGGCCUCGGUGCAGAGCCGCAACCACUGCGGGUGGAGCCCGCUCAUGCAGGCCGCCAGAUUUGGACAUCUAAAUGUGGCUCGCAUCUUGCUGGAAAAUGGUGCGGACCUUAAUGCACAGAACAAAUUGGGAGCCAGUGUCCUGACCAUGGCCUCGAGGGGUGGCCACAUUAGUGUGGUGAAAUUGCUGCUAGAAGCUGGUGCAUACGUUGACAACUAUGACCACUUGAAUACUGGCUUGGACAACACAAAAGAGGAGUUGCCAGCUAUCACCCCUCUCAUGGCCGCUGUCCAACAUGGACAUGAGGCAGUUGUCCAUCUUCUGCUGGACUGGGGUGCCAAUUGUAAUUACAUUGCAAAGACUAUGGGAUGGACUCCACUGAUGUUGGCAGCUGCUACCGGGAGGGUAAGUUUGGCCCAACAACUUAUGAGCAGAGGAGCCAAUUCUGACCAUCUGAAUAUGCUGCAUAAAACACCGUAUGAAAUAUCUGUUGACUUCAGACAUGAUGAUAUGAAGGACUAUUUGGCACCUUUAACCACCGUUAGACCCCAGACAGAUAAACAGAAGAGGCAACCUGAUAUCUUCCAUGCUUUGAAAAUUGGGAACUUUCAGCUGGUUAAAGAGAUUACCGAUGAAGACCCAGUUCAAGCCAAUGUCAUUAAUGAUGAUGGCGCUUCCCCACUCAUGAUUGCAGCUGUAACUGGACAAUUGCCCCUUAUACAGCUGCUUGUUUCAAGAAAUGUAGAUAUUGACAAACAAGAUAAUGUCCAUGGUUGGACAGCAUUAAUGCAAGCCACUUAUCAUGGAAAUAAAGAAGUAGUUAAGUACUUAUUGAAUCAAGGAGCUGAUGUCAAUCUACGUGCUAAAAACGGAUACACAGCUUUUGACCUGAUAAUGCUUCUGAAUGAUCCAGAUGCAGAACUUGUGCGGUUGCUAGCUUCGGCCUGCAUGCAAGUAGACAAAGAAAAGAAUAAGCAGAACAACAAAACAACCAUGCCUUCAUCCAGAAAUAAGCAAACAGUAGACAUCCCAAUGUUGCCUGAUGACAAGGGAGGUUUGAAGUCAUGGUGGAGCAGGAUGUCCAAUAGGUUUCGGAAGUUGAAGUUGACCCAAACUUUGAAUCAUGGAUUUUCCAUAAACCCAUCUGUGCCUUUCCCAGAAGAAUCUAAAUCACCAUUUGAUUGUACAAUGAAGGCCACCGAUCAAAGUGACAGUUCUUUAAAUCAUGAGGCUACUACAGCUUGGACAACAAGCAGCAAAUCUAAUGGUAUGGAAGUCACAAAAGCAGAAAAGGAUGCUGAAUUACUGACAACAGUAUUAAGAAGCGGGGCUCCAUUUACAAGAUUGCCUAAUGACAAACUGAAAGCUGUAAUUCCACCCUUCUUGCCUCCUUCACGUUUUGAGCUGUGGAAUUCUGACAGGAUACAAACAAACAAAGAUGGCAUCACAGAGCAAACAAGGCUUGGUCUCCCACACAAAGCUAGCAGUGAAAGUGGAAAUUAUGAUAAAGGCUCCUUAACUAGAAAUACCAGGCCUAUUAAGCUGUCAACUUUUGCAAGAAGACCUCCUACACCUUCCAGUUCAAGCAAUUUCAACCAUUCCCCUCACUCUUCUGGUGGCUCUAACAGCAUUGCAGGAGUUAAUAGGCAUGGUGGAGAAAUGCACAAUAAAUCAGGUGGAAGUGCCGAUAGUGUUUUGUCUCAAAUUGCAGCUCAAAGGAAAAAAGCUGCUGGUAUCCCUGAACAAAAGCCAAACAAACAGCAGAUAUCAGUAGAUCCAGCUCCUUCAUCUCCUCCUCCUGGGGUGGAAAGUACACAAGCCAUCAUCAGUGUGCACGUUCUGAAGAAGUUGGAUGUGAAGAAGAAUCCUCCAUCUGAGAAUUCCUCUACUUCUAAAAGCACAUCUCCAACUCUCACCCCUUCACCAUCUCCAUCGUUGUCACCCAAGGUCCAAAGCACAGAGUCCUCAGUAUCUUCCUCCCAGCGACAAGGGAAAAGUAGUGGAGGCUCAAGCAGCGGCACUCUAACGGAUGAUGACGAACUCACAGGAAUCCUUAAAAAACUCUCCCUUGAGAAGUAUCAGCCAAUUUUUGAAGAGCAGGAGGUGGAUAUGGAAGCUUUUCUUACUCUUACUGAUGGUGACUUAAAAGAACUGGGAAUUAAAACAGAUGGUUCUAGACAACAAAUUUUGGCAGCUAUUUCUGAAUUGAAUGCAGGAAAGGGCCGAGAGAGAAAGAUUUUGCAAGAGACGAUACACAAUUUCCAUUCAUCCUUUGAAAGCAGCGUUAGCAACACUAGCCCUAGGAAACCUCAAUCACCAGGGAGCUGGAUAAGACCACAGGAACCUUCUCCUACAAAGAGGUAGUCUUGAACCAAGCGGUCCUACUGUUUUGAUACUGGAAAUUCAGACGAUGGAAUCUAGCUGCCAUGAAGAAGAAAGUCAAGCACACCUUUGUUGCAACUUCUUAGCACAGAACAUGCAGAAAAGAAGCUGUGCCAUAUCUUUUUUUCUGCAAAGUAGACUGAGCUUUAAUUAAAUUUAAAUUAAUUAGUCGUUUAAUUAGUUUGAUGGUUUCAGGGUUGUCAAGGAAGAAUUGUACCAUGAAAAAGAAAAUUUAUAGGUCAUUUAAUGGAAGAGCAGUAACAAGACUCCUGGAAUAAUUCUUGCAAAACCUGAUUGAGCACAGAUGUAAAUCAGAAAGUUAGGAAAGAGUUUCCAAAGUAUGUGAAAGGUAUUGGAGUUUGCUUAUAGUAACUUCUAAGAUGAAUGCUCAUGUUGAAGUAAGUAGGAUAGGUGGGCAACAAAAUGUAUAUUAUUAUUAUUAUUAUUAUUAUUAUUAUUAUUAUUAUUAUUAUUAUUAUUAUUAUUAUUGUUAAAUGAAGGGAGGAAGCCACAUUUAAGAGAGAGUGCAGUGGGCUUUCUGAGAAGAAUGAAGUAAUGUCUAUUGUUGUGCUACUGUAUCGUGCCCAAGGCAUGUUUUUCAUUAAGUAGCAAAUACAAUUGAUACCAUGAAUAUUUAAAUGCAUUUCUUUAACUGAUAUGGAACUCGUCUUUUGAACGCCUGCCUGGCAAGUUAAGGCUUGACAGUUCAGAGGUUACUGAUUAACAACAGACAUUAUAAAUUCAGGUUGGGGGCCAAGUACGGUACACAUGCUAGUGAAAUUCUGGUUAAAAUGCUGCUCUGAGGGACCUUCCAGACAGGCCCUACAUCCCAGCAUCUGAUCCCAGGUUUUCUGCUAGAAAAUCUGGGAUGAACAGAAAACCAAGUCCCAACAGAUAUAAAAGACAGUGAAGCAGUUUUUGCCUUUUAGCUUCAUGACACUUUGGACCCCCACCCCCAAUGUCAGAAAACUGCAUAGUUUUCCAGAAACAGUGCAACCUUCCCUGAAAACUGCUGCUUUUAGUAUGAAAGCUACUGCUUUUAGGCUGCCAUGUGUACGUUUUUGCACAAGAUUUCUUUUUUACGACAUAAUAAAAAACAAUAUUGCAUCACAAAAGUUUUAUGCAACAUUAGCAGUUUUGCACAACAAAACUAAAUGGCCAUUUUUGUGAAACAUAGUUGCUUUUGCACUUUUUUGUUGUGCGGUGGUGUAAUUGCAGUUUCUCUCAGCUCUCAGCUGUGUAAGUUUGCAAUUGGCAAAAACCGCCAGCACAAUAUCAAACACUGCUCUAUGUUGUUUAAAUGGGGAUAUAGUGUACAAUUUAGUUUGUAUUUUUUGCAGAUUUCCCAAAUAUAUAGCCAAAACCAACCUUCUGUGCAUAAUAAAAAAAAACCUCUGUGAGCUAUGUAGUCUCUCAAACUCUUGUGCAGCUCUCCAAAACUUCCAUGUUGUGCCAGGAACAAAAGCAGUUUCUGCAGGUUGCAGGAGCCUUUGACAUGCUGUUUUCCGUCACACCAAAGUUUUCCAAGGGCUUCCGAACUCCAAGGAAACUAUUCAGGAAGUCGACAAAUUUAUUUUCCAUUCUUACUGUCUUGUUAUUACAGGGUUCAAAUAUAGCUGUAGAUUCUUUACCAACAAUGGCCUAAAUGUAGUUGCUGGUGCCAAUUAACUGCAAAUCAAACACUAAUAGGCAUUAUCUGAUCAAGAAUCUACUUGAAUUGUGAUUAACUGAUGUAUCUAGUAGGUCUGUUGAAGCCGAAAAAGAAGCUUCCUUCUACUGCAAAAUAAAUAUUUGAGAGAGUUGUGUUCUGACACUUUCGCUAUUGUGAUAAUUCCUGAAGGAAAUGAGCAGACCUGAAGGUGAUGAUCAAUAUUAAUGAGCACCUGAGGGCCCAUGAAGGUGAAGAUGUAAACAGGAGAAUAGUAAUAUUCACAUUUCUCCGAGCCGGUUUAUUUUCCAUGUAUUAUAUACCUGGGGUUCCAACCAAAGAUGUAGCCUUAGUGAAUGGACUGGGAAUAUUUGAGGUUAAAGUGUAGCUGAUGCUACUGGAGACAGAUUUGAUAACUUCCUCAGAACUGUGUGUGGCAGCAGAAUAUAAUUUUAAGGAAAUGAUAAACAGCCAAAGGCAAGUUAGAGCACUGACUUGGGUAGGCAGCCAGUUGUAAAUGACUGAGAAUUUAAAAGAGAUGAGUGGCAGCAAGAAUACAUAGGUCUUGAUUUGAAGAUGCCUCAUGACUGCUGAUGCUACUUUUGGUUUUAAGAAGAACAUUCAGCAUUUUGUGAUGAAGCUUCAUGGAGGCUUCACUAUGCCCCUGAAAAAUGCAGAAAUGUUUAUAAGUUCUGAAAUGGCUAAUUGUGGCAAAACUUUACCGAAAAAUGCAUGGUGAGUAAAAAAUAAUUUGCUUCCAUGUUCCUUACAGAAGUUACUGUUUACUUUAGCAGAUAUUGCUGAACUGCAACUUGCAUUAGCCAUUGCCAUCACAGUCAGUGGUGAGGGAUUAGAUAGUCUAAGCUGCAACAUCUAGAGCAUUCUCCAUCCUUAAAAUGUGUUAUCAUAUUAUUUCCAUUAUAGGAAUGAUCUAAUGUACCAUUCCCUGGUGUCAACUCUAGCAUUACAGCUACACUAGAAUUCCUUUGCCGUAGGGGCAGCUAUAAAAUAUAAGAGUAGCGGCUCACAUGAAAUCCCCCUCCCUUCUUGUUAAGCAGUUCUUACAUACUAUAAUCACUGUGUGGAGCUGUGGCUUCAGAAAACACUUUCCAUAAAAUAGCAGUUCUAAGAAUGCGUUUUGAAAUAUUUCUCCCUUGCUCUUCUCUAACUGAAGGUGGGAAGGAAUUGUUAUCCUCAGUGGUGCUAACUACUUCCCCUACCAUGGUGUCAGCUGCAGAUUUGAUAAAGUAUGCUAUCUAUUACAUCAUCUAAAACAUUUAUAAAAACGUUGCACAAUAUUAGGGCAUCCAACUAGUCACUUCUCUCCAUAAUGAAGAAGAGCAAUUGGUAAGCAUUGGUAAGCAUAUUCUAUAUUUGGUUUUACCAUCUAUCAUCUUUGGAAAUGAAAUGGCUGAUAACACAGAACAGAAUCUUUGUGACCUCACCAUUUCCAAAAGAAAAGAACCCGUAACGACUUAGGUUUAUUGGAGAAGGAACUUGGAGAAGAAAAUGCUGAUGCUUCACCAAACUAAAACACAUGAUGAGCCUGGCAGUUAGUGUGUUAUCAAGUUGCAUUAAUUCGACAGUGUAGAUUCACCCUUUGUCAUGCAUAGAUCAAUGGGAUCUGACGUUAGUAAUGUUUAAUAUGUUCAAUUUAUUUCAGUAGGUCUACUCUAACCACGGCUAAACUUGGAUCAAUGUUUUAUUUAGUUUUCCAAUUAACAAUCACAAAAAAGUGAAGAAAACCUUGCCUUCUUUCUCAAGCUUUUAGAGCAGUGGUUCCCCAGAUGUUUUGGCCUUCAACUCCCAGAAAUCCCAACAUCUGGUAAACUGGCUGGGUUUUCUGGGAAUUGUAGGUCAAAACACCUGGGGACCCACAGGUCGAGAACCACCAUUUUAGGGUGAAAUGGGCAACUGACAUCACCACUAGAUGUGGUGACUGUCUGACUAUCUGGAAGGUGAUAAAAUGUCAAUUCCUGCUUUAAGGCUAAGGCUUCAAGUUAAUCAGUACAUGACAGGUUGGUUUAAGAUCCCUAACCAUGCAGAUAUGUAUUUGUUUGAUUUAUUCUGGGUAAGUUUUCAGUAGCUACCAGAUUUUUAUUGUCAUGUACUCUCUGUGCCUUCUCAGUUUGAUAGUUUUAAAUUAAUUGAUCCAUGAUUUUCACAUCAAUCUCACUUCUUAUUUUAAUUCACUUAAUCCUUUUCCCCCAAGAUUAAGCAAGUUUUCUAUUGGGUGUUAUUUCCAGGUGUGCUUCUAUCACAAAAUUAAAGAAUAAUUUCUUGCAGAA
Messenger RNA from Anolis carolinensis (green anole), 6583 nucleotides. RefSeq names its product ankyrin repeat and sterile alpha motif domain containing 6 (gene anks6). Gene Ontology annotation, cellular component: ciliary inversin compartment. Gene Ontology annotation, molecular function: protein binding. Gene Ontology annotation, biological process: protein localization to ciliary inversin compartment. The record is from RefSeq and is a predicted model, not a curated record. The transcript is spliced from 16 exons. NCBI's taxonomy places the organism in Eukaryota, Metazoa, Chordata, Lepidosauria, Squamata, Anolidae. The coding region runs from base 29 to 2629 and encodes 866 amino acids.